AUGGUCUUGAGAAAAUGUGAAAUCUGCGACCGAAAGUUCAAAAAGACUGAACAUUACAAACGUCAUGAGCGGUCUCAUACCAAGGAGCGUCCGUAUGAAUGCACCGUUUGCCACAAAAAAUUCUCUCGCAGUGACGUCCUGAGUCGCCAUGCAAAAGGCCAUAUACAAAAUGCGAAUGGCCCCACAAACAUCGCCAACGCUGCAAAGAAUACCACAGCAACCACUACUACUACGACGACAACAACAACAACACCCCCAACAACCGCUGCUGAUGCAGUCGGUCCUAUAACGUCUGCCACGCCAAUGAUCCCGGAUGCCUCCGAUCUGGGCACUAACCUUCAGAUUCCGGCAGAUCCUAAUCAUAUACAAGAAGAGCAACGGCGCAUGUCAUUAGUGAACUUGCAUUCGACUGCUGCACACAACCACCAAGACAAUGACGCACAGCAUCACUUUAUCAAUACUUCUGGCGCCCCUGGGACGGCCAACAAUCGAGCGUCUGUCCCCGUUUUCCCGCCAACGCCGCGAGACGUUCAGAUUACGCCUCCAGGCGGACUCUCGUCUAACCUAGAUUUCCUCGCGGAUAUCUCCGCACACCAACCGCGUACGGAACCGGAGAUUAAUGCCAUGAUGAUAGACGAACAGAAUACAGCUUACUUUGCCUGGGGGGAUGUCUCUGCCCUUGAUUCUGUGGAGCAACAACAGCAAACCCAACGCCCAAUUGCCUUUGAUCCGAUGCCGAAUGAGAUGCUGCAACUGUGGCUGGAACCACGAGCAGAUAGUGUUUCGCAUCACAGUUCCUCGAUUGAUUUUAUACGGAAUAUGAACUUUAUGGGGGAGAAUUUCAUCUCCCCCGGAAGACGCGAUAGUCGCUCAAUGGACCCGAACAAGGCUGCCGAUGAUAUUCCCAAUGAGCGUUUUACACGUGUUGAGCGCAGUUGGGUGGCGCCUGCCAACUUGGUGGGACGCCUGAUCAAUAACCUCUGGCAAGAUGUUUCAUGCUAUGAAUCUGAUAAUCUUUUUUCAAUCCUGCCAUGGCAAUCUAUGAGCCCAUCAACCGGCAACUAUUCCGGUAGCAGGUUUGGCCUGGAUGAAGAAUGCCGAUCACAGCUACAACAUGCUUUUGGCUUAUCACUUGCUUCCAUAGGAAGUAUCACAUCUGCUACUCCUAAUGACGCCUUAUCUCCAACGGCGUCGACAACAGGUUCGGGAUCAAUCCCAACUUUCCCUCCAGCCGAGAUUUUGGAUAUGGCACUUGAUCUAUAUUUCCGACACUUCCAUCCCUUGGUACCGUUUGUCCAUUUACCGACUUUUUGCGCGAAAAAGACCAAAACCCCUCUCCUCUUCGUCAUGUGUCAGAUCGGAAUGAUCAUUCUCGGCACCAAGGGCACUACUAGCUUCGUUUCGAAGACGUUCACCUGCUCGUUGGAGAGGAUAAGUUCGGAACUAGCCAAAUGUGCCAUUGGGAAUGAGACGUCGACAGGAGUUGUUUCUACCUUUGCCGCGGCUUUACUUAUGCUUAAUCUAGCUGCUCUGACUGGCGAGAAAUCGCAUAUACAGCAAUCCCAGAUGCUUUAUAUCAACCUCAUGUCGAUCGCCCAACGACAUGGACUUUUCACCGCUGGCGAAGGUCAAUCGGUAGACAUGUCUCUAUUUGAGGCAGUCCCAGAUCUUGAAAUGAGAUGGAAAGCAUGGAGCAGGGUAGAGUCAACCAAACGUCUUAUCGUCGGGCUUUUAUUGCUUGACUCGUGGUUUUCGUCGUUCCUCUCCACAAGUCCGAUAAUCGCACCAGACUCGGUUCAGAUUGUGCUCCCAUGCCAUGAAUCACUUUUCCAAGCCAAUUCUUCCUCUCGCUGGAUGCAACAUAUCCGUGGCGGCAAACGAAUCAUCACCUCCAUUGUCAAGUCGCCGUCCGAAACAACCGCCCUACCGGUCCUCGACAUACCAGUCGACGAGUUUUGUAUGCACGGACUGCUUGCGAUGCUCCAAUUGCGCCUGUCAGAGGCAUAUCAUCGUAUUCUCUUCAAGAGGCCCAGCUACCCGUUCGCUCCCUGCCACACGUAUGCCAUGGAUGGUCGAGCUCGAUGUUUGACAUCUUUGCAAGUGCAACUUAUGAACACAUACAGCGAAUCACUUUCACGGAUGAAUCCGAAUUGCAUCGUCAUGUGGCAUCACAUGUGCAUGGAUCUGACAGCAGAUAUUCAAAUCUUCGAACUGGCCGCUGGUCGUAAUGGGGCAGCUCCCGCUCGAAAAGCUCUCGACGACAUUGCAGCAUGGGCUCAGACACCAGCUGCUCGUCGCGCGUGUCUGCAUGCAGCACAAAUCUUCAAAGCAAUAUCAAACCGCAGGGCAUCUGAUGAUACGAUGUUCCACUCCGUCCACGCCUUGUUCUCAGCUGCUCUUAUACUAGGGUUGUACAUCUACAUGGUCCCACGUUCCGCAGAAACGCAAGCAGGCGCCACAUCAAUUGAACUGCUAGAUGACAUUGACUGGCAACAAGUCGGCACAGAAGGGUUCACAAGUUUCAUGGAACCACAUGGUAGUCCAUCGUCGCGAACAAUGGACGACCAAGCUAUCAAUUUCAUUCGACAUGGUGGUACGAUCUAUAUCCGUGGCGUCCCGCAUCAGGGCGGUUAUCAGUCCGCGCGACGGAUAUUGUUGGAUUAUGGCGGCUUGCUCAAGGAUACGGGGAAAUGGAGCGUGCGCAAGUUUUCUUACGUGCUUCAUAUUAUGAGUGAUGUUUUGAUGGAUGUUGAUUGA
Molecule: messenger RNA, 2757 nt
Organism: Talaromyces marneffei
Lineage: Eukaryota; Fungi; Ascomycota; Eurotiomycetes; Eurotiales; Trichocomaceae
Exons: 6
Coding region: 1-2757 (918 amino acids)
Biological process (GO): regulation of transcription by RNA polymerase II; DNA-templated transcription
Cellular component (GO): chromatin
Molecular function (GO): DNA-binding transcription factor activity, RNA polymerase II-specific; RNA polymerase II cis-regulatory region sequence-specific DNA binding; zinc ion binding
Source: RefSeq, a predicted model, not a curated record